This is a messenger RNA of Fusarium venenatum, 906 nucleotides long. NCBI's taxonomy places the organism in Eukaryota, Fungi, Ascomycota, Sordariomycetes, Hypocreales, Nectriaceae. The record is from RefSeq and is a predicted model, not a curated record.
AUGUUUGCUCCCGGCAAGGCCUCUGCAUCGCAAGGCUUUCCCAUCUCAAACAUCAGGGGCUCAGCCGAGGAGGCCCAGCCAAGCGAGUCUGUCGAUCCCGGCAAGUCAUCUCAAAAGGUCAGGCUUAGAAGCGUCAAAGAGCCAAAUGACCUCCUGGCAACACGCCCUUCCGAGAACCACCGCUAUGUGACCGACUCUGGGAAGCUCAUCCAAGAUGGCCGAUACACUGCGUCCCUACCUGUUACAACCGAGCCUAAGCAGCCUCGCCACAAGCCCUCAAAGCCUUCCAAGCAUGCCAAUAAGCCCAAGCGGAGCUCAUUUGACCAACCUGACCAACUUGAGAUGGAGGAUGCUUUCCAUAACAAGCCCAUGAUCAACUUGCCGGUGCCUGAUCACAUUCAAGCCAUGCUGGUCGAUGACUGGGAGAACAUCACCAAGAACAAUCAGCUAGUCCCUCUACCUCACUCCAAGCCAGUCGCCAAGAUUUUCGAAGACUACCUUGCCCAUGAGCGCCCUCACCGAGAGGAGGGAUCGUCAAGCAUGGACAUCUUGGAAGAAGUCGUAGCAGGCCUUCGUGAGUACUUCGAGAAGGCUCUUAGCAGGAUCCUACUCUAUCGCUUUGAACGCCACCAGUAUAUGGAAAUGAAGAAACUGUGGGAAAACACCGAUUCCGACCCCGAGUACACCAACGUCUGUGACGUCUAUGGCGCUGAGCACCUUGCUCGAUUGAUAGUGUCUCUCCCUGAGUUGCUGGCGCAAACCAACAUGGACCAGCAGUCCGUGUCACGCCUCCGCGAGGAGAUUGGCAAGUUCAAUGUCUGGCUGGGACGCAACUGCGAAACCUACUUUGCGAAUGAGUAUGAAACUCCAGCCCAGGACUACAUCGACAAGGCCCGCAGCUUCUAG